AUGGACGGGCAAAGAAGUGGGUAGCCCAUUGGGCGCCGCGGGAUGUUCAAACUAGUAUGGGAGGCAGUGAUUGGUGGCGGCGCGGCGCGGCCCGCCGCCCCCGCCCGGGCGGGUCAUUGUCUGGCGGCUCCUGAGGCGGGUCGGGCGCGGCGGCGGCUUUGGGGUUCGGACGGCGGCAGUGGUACCAUGGCUGGCGGCAAGGCGGGCAAGGACAGUGGCAAGGCCAAGGCCAAGGCUGUGUCGCGCUCCCAGAGAGCUGGGCUGCAGUUCCCGGUUGGCCGCAUUCACAGGCACCUGAAGACUCGGACCACCAGCCACGGGCGUGUGGGAGCCACGGCGGCUGUGUACAGUGCGGCCAUCCUCGAGUACCUGACAGCUGAGGUGCUGGAGCUGGCUGGGAACGCUUCCAAGGAUCUCAAAGUCAAGCGGAUCACGCCCCGGCACUUGCAGCUGGCGAUCCGUGGCGAUGAGGAGUUGGACUCCCUGAUCAAAGCCACCAUUGCUGGUGGAGGCGUCAUUCCCCACAUCCACAAGUCCCUGAUUGGAAAGAAGGGACAGCAGAAAACGGCGUAGAAGGAGUGCAGCACCGGAUCCCCCCGUCAUCGUACUGUACCUGGGCACAGAAACAUCUCGGGGAUACGAGAAACUUUUUCUAAGGAAUAGUUAAAAGGAAGAGCAUAGAGGAUUGACUGUAGAGGAAACAUUGGGAUGGGUUUAGAUUCCGAGUAGGACACACCGCAGGCUGUAGGGUGGCAGCCGGGGGUGGGCGAGUGGCUUGGCUGCCCCCAAGUUUUAUACAAAAAUGGAACCCAUAAACAGUUUUUUACAAAAAUCCA
Molecule: messenger RNA, 836 nt
Organism: Catharus ustulatus (Swainson's thrush)
Lineage: Eukaryota; Metazoa; Chordata; Aves; Passeriformes; Turdidae
Product: histone H2A.V-like
Exons: 5
Cellular component (GO): nucleosome
Molecular function (GO): DNA binding; protein heterodimerization activity; structural constituent of chromatin
Source: RefSeq, a predicted model, not a curated record